AUGUCAUCGAACUCAAACACACUUGAGAUUCACAAUCUCAAGCAGGUACUUUUAUAUUUUAUAACAUCCGAAGAGAUUCGGUUAUUUCUUAUGGUGAAUCAUAAAUGUCAAGAAACUGUAGUUAUAACAAAAACUAAUCCGUUACUAAAAGAUAUCUCCUCUCUCUUUUGGUUUUUUAAAUACUUUUCUCCAGAAACGUUCGACAACAACUUUUCUGAGAUCGACUCAAUCGAUUUUUUCACAAAAACGAAAACGAUCCAAAACGUUGAUUUUUCUUCAGUAAAAAACGUUUUGUUUGAUCAAAACUUUGCGACUGUCGUUUUCCCAAAAAUUUUGAGACUUCGCCUCUCCAAAACGACAAAACAAAAAACAGAUUUCAUCAUCAAAAACGCACACCUUUUCACGUCACUCAAAUCUUUACGGGGAGAUCUGAAAAGUCUUGUCAAUUUUUUGAAAGUUUUCACACAAAACGAAAAUGCCGGUGUUAAUCCGCUCCCAAAAAUCAUCGUUGUUGAGACUAUUGACUAUACCUCAAAAAAACAUCCAUGGGAAAUUUUGCUCCAAAAAUUGGUUAUAUACUUGCCAAAAACUCAAAACAUUUCCGUCCACGUCAUCUUACCAAAAAACGAGACAAAAAUCAAAGACUUCCCAAAAAACCUCAAAGUGACUUUUUGGCAACAAAAUGUGACACAAAAAAAUUCAGAAAUUUUCGAAAAACAUUUUUUAUGCGAAAGUGGAAAAAUUAAUGUUAUUGGCACCAUUGACGGGAAUGACAUUAAUGACGUCAUCAAAAAGGCAUAUCCCAAAACUAUAGUGUAUUCUAAUAACGAAGUUACGGGAAAAAACACUUGGGACGUCCCAGAUUGUGUCAAAAAGUUCGAAAUGGAAGACUGCAUGUUUCUUCAACCACAACAACUCAACUUUAAUUUGGGGCGUUUAAAAGAACUCGAAAUGCAAGAUUGUUGCAAUCUCAUCUUCUCCCAUUCAAUCGAAAAUAUUGAGACUCUGAAAAUGACAAAUUGUGAUUGCGUAACUUUUGCACUGAGUUGUGGGAUGAACAGUCUGAAAUUUUUUAAAAUCGAAAACUCAAAUAAAAUCAAGGUUGAGUGCACUUUAACUCAAAUCGCACAACUUCUCCUUUUCGUUUGUACUGAAAUUAAACUAUUACAUAUUAAUAAUAAUACCAUGAAUGAAUUAAUUCUAAUAAACACAAACUCCGUGUCACUUCCUUUCUGUAAAUUCCUCAACAAAUCAAUUUUUAUUGAAUCCUCUCAAAAUCUCUGUUUUGGGAAAAACGAAAAUCCGUCCAACCGAAAUGGCGUUUCGGCGGAUUUGUUUAAGGAAAUGUGUUCGAGGUGUUACAAACACCCGCCACGGCGUGUUGUUAAGAAUGAAAGUCAAAGCCGUUUUGAGAUGAGUGAUUUUUUUUCAAUCUCCGAGAAAGUGUCUGUCAAUGGUGGAACGAUAACACGCUUAAGCAAAGAAAAUGGAGGGAAUUUUGACACAAUUAUCAGCCGACUCUUUAGUGGCGAUGACAAACGACCUUUUCUUGUUUACAACGGACAAAACACCAAGGAAAUUGAGAACGUCAGAUAUUUUGAGCUUCACACUAAUGUAAGUUACAACGUGACUGUCGGGCUCUUUGACGAAGAAAAGUACAACGUCUACGACAAUUCACAGAUCGGUGAAUUGGAAGGGAGCUUUGGAUAUCACGUUCCUUCCGGGAUUGUAUUGAAAGAAGGGCAUAAGCACUUCUUGCCAAAUAACUUCACGGCCCCACCAAAUAUGGAAUGUGUUGUUGGGUGUGGUUUUGAUUUUCUUGAUCAAAAAGUGUUUUUCACGCUCAACGGAGUUCUCAUCGAGGAGAUUGCGACCGAAGUUUGUUACACAUCCGCCGUUGUGUCGUUUGGGUAUUUUGAGUGUGUGUAUAUCAAUUAUGGCGAAACUCCAUUUGUUUUUAAGGAGUUUGAAAAACUAUUUGUAAAUCAAUAA
Entamoeba invadens IP1 is the source of this 1992-nucleotide messenger RNA. RefSeq lists its product as hypothetical. The transcript has a single exon. Lineage: Eukaryota; Evosea; Mastigamoebida; Endamoebidae. Gene Ontology annotation, molecular function: protein binding. Bases 1 to 1992 code for a protein of 663 amino acids. The record is from RefSeq and is a predicted model, not a curated record.